Molecule: messenger RNA, 1296 nt
Organism: Fusarium venenatum
Lineage: Eukaryota; Fungi; Ascomycota; Sordariomycetes; Hypocreales; Nectriaceae
Source: RefSeq, a predicted model, not a curated record
AUGUCACUCCCUUCACCUUCCUGUCCCAACGUUGAUUCAGCAUACUCAUCUUCGUCCUUCACAUCCCAGCCCAACCAAGACUCACACUCAGCCCAAAGUAAUCUCCAGAGUCCUUUGAGUCGCUUGUGUAAACAGAAGCUCCUGGAAGAAGUUGAAAAGCUCAAGGAGGCCGUCCAGAAGGACGACAAAGGCGGAGUCAUCAUGGCGAUUCCAAUGCUCCUUGCUCUCACUGUUUGCCCUGCCAUGCUCGGCACGCAAGAGGCAAUUCGUCAGAGUCAGAGCAAGACAAAACGUGAAGAACAUCGGGCUCGACGCUGCAACCUGGUCGUAUCUUGUGUCAAGCCUUCUAUCAGAAGUCGUGAUAUUAACAACAAGUUGGUUGUCUUGAAAGAUUCUAAGCUUUAUAUUGCCAAUGAACAUCCUCUUUACAACCAUGAUCCCAAGAACAGUAUCAGCAAAGGCUACGCAUUCUCGGGAUACUUCCUACCUUUCCCUGAUUCAGACUACGAAGGUCUAGUCACUACCAUCAGUGACGACCCUCCUUUCUUGAACUGGAUCUACAUUGAUAAGAACACGUACGAAGUCAAGUACGGAGUGCGUGCGGAUACUGAAGGUCACAUCACUGGUCCUUUUGACUGCACCAAACAAGAUCGCCGCAUGACGUGCGAAAAUUGGGAGGGCUUCUGCGCCGUAGAAGAACUUCCAGGUAUCUGGGCACUCUACUACGAUCGCGACGACGAUGGUCUGAGAUCAAAAGUUGCCAUGGGUACUCGAGUACUCGAGGUGGAGCUCACUCGCCGAGAGAAGAAGGAGCCCAAGCCUGUGCCUGAUCCAAAUGCACCCAAGACGGUGGAUGAAAAGAUGAAGCAGCACAAGGAGCAGACUGCCAAGGAAGAGGCCGAGAAGGCUGAGUUCAUGGCAACUGGUCAUCACCCUGGUGCUGAGCCACCCUCGCCCACUCACAACCCUGUGAAGAAUUCGAAUUUCUUUGAUCCAGAUUCGAAGGAGGCUAAGAAGAAACGUAUCGCCGAUGCCCUUAGUCGCCUCAACCUUGAUAGCCCUACAAAGAGUGAAGGAGGUUCUGAUGAGAGCAUCCUGACCAGUCUCAGCCAGGACUUUUCCAUCUUUUCAUUGGCCAAGAAGAUGACUGACACAACAAACAACGAUGAAGAGGCCACAGUUGCAAGCUCUGUGUGGGGAGGCGAGAGAGAAAAGGAAAAGGACAAGGGGCAUAAGAAGAACGAUUCAGCAAGUGAAGCAGGCCCAUACAGGAAGCCCACUGUUGAAGAGGGCUGA